Molecule: messenger RNA, 714 nt
Organism: Phragmites australis (common reed)
Lineage: Eukaryota; Viridiplantae; Streptophyta; Magnoliopsida; Poales; Poaceae
Exons: 3
Coding region: 1-714 (237 amino acids)
Source: RefSeq, a predicted model, not a curated record
AUGAACUCCUCAGAUUUGGAGGAAAUGAUGAUGUUCUCCUCAGAUUUGAGUGACGAAGAGGACGAGCUAUUUGUGUUUAUUGCCAUCGAGGAGGAAGAAGCAGGAGCUGCGCGUCGUAGCAGGCAGCGUGGGUCGAUGCCCGGCCAUGCGGUUAUAGACCGGCAACACCGCGAAGGUGCUGCUAGGCUAUACAACGACUACUUCGCCGACAAACCUGUAUACGGCGAUAUCCUGUUUUGUCGGAGGUUUCGUAUGUCGCAACGGUUGUUCUUGCGUAUUGCGGCCGUUGUGGAGGAGCAUGACACCUGGUUCAGGCAGAGAAGGGAUGCAACGGGGAAGCUCGGCCUUAGCCCCUUGCAAAAAAUGACAGCGGCCAUACGGCAACUAGCAUACGGAGUCAGUUCCGAUGCAGUUGACAAGUACGUGCAGAUAGGGGCGAGCACGGCGAUGAUGGCAUUACGGAAAUAUGUGCAAGCUAUUGUGGAGGUGUUCGGAGAAGAAUAUCUCCGGGCUCCCAAUGAAACUGACACCGCCCGUCUCCUGGCAGAAGGCUUAUCGAUGGGAGUGCCCCACCUUGUGUCGUACAGCAUAAAUGGUAACAGGUACGACAUGGGAUACUACCUCGGCGAUGGCAUAUACCCCGAAUGGGCGACCAUAGUGAAGGCAAUCCCUGCUCCUCGAGGCAACAAGAGCAUCCAUUUCUCCGCGAUGUAA